Hordeum vulgare subsp. vulgare (domesticated barley) is the source of this 1400-nucleotide messenger RNA. RefSeq names its product eukaryotic translation initiation factor 3 subunit G-like. Gene Ontology annotation, molecular function: translation initiation factor activity; RNA binding. Gene Ontology annotation, cellular component: cytoplasm; eukaryotic translation initiation factor 3 complex. NCBI's taxonomy places the organism in Eukaryota, Viridiplantae, Streptophyta, Magnoliopsida, Poales, Poaceae. The coding region runs from base 195 to 1061 and encodes 288 amino acids. The record is from RefSeq and is a predicted model, not a curated record. The transcript has 2 exons.
GAGCCCAGAGGUCCCAAGACUCCCAACUCCCAUCUCCAACUCACGCCACGCGCACGAUAUAGCCGUCAACCAAUCCGAGCCGCACGUACGUCCGUCCCACAGCUCGCAACUUCCCAACCAAACCCGCCGCCGCCGCACCCCGAAGCCCGAACCCCCGAACCCCAGCGAACGAACCAGCGACGGCAGCCAUAGCCAUGGCGGCGGCGAAGAUCCGGUGGAGCGAGCUCGACGAGGACGACGGCGGCGACGGCGACGGCCUCGACUUCCUGCUCCCGCCGCCGGUCGUCGUCGGGCCCGACGAGAACGGCCUCAAGAAGACGACCCACUACCGCUUCGACGACGAUGGCAGCAAGGUCAAGGUCGCCACCACCACCCGCGUCGUCAAGCUCGCCCGCACGCGCCUCUCCAAGUCGGCCGUCGAGCGCCGCUCCUGGGCCAAGUUCGGCGACGCCGCCGCUGGCGACGACGCCUCCGCCCGCCUCACCGUCGUCUCCACCGAGGACAUCUUCCUCGAGCGCCCACGCGCCCCAGGUAGCAAGGCUGAUGAACCAAGUGCUUCCAGUGAUGAACUGGCAACGGCAAACAGAGGUACUGCUCUCAUGGUCUGCAGAUCCUGUGGCAAGAAGGGCGACCACUGGACCGCAAAGUGCCCCUACAAGGAACUCGUCGAUACUCUGGACAGGCCUCCUACUUCUGACGGACCUGCAGCACUGAAUGAUCCUGCUAAGGUCUCAUAUGUUCACCCAAGGCGAAGGACGGAUGCAGUUUACCAUGAUGGUGGACACGACAUGAGGCGCAGGAAUGAUGAGAACUCUGUCCGUGUUACCAAUUUAUCUGAGGACACCCGUGAGCCUGACCUCCUCGAGCUGUUCCGUUCAUUUGGCCCUGUCAGCCGAGUCUAUGUUGCGCUAGAUCAGAGGACUGGAUCAAGCAGGGGCUUUGGCUUCGUCAACUUUGUCCAGAGGGAGGAUGCUGAGAAUGCUAUCAGCAAGCUCAAUGGCUAUGGUUAUGAUAAUCUCAUCCUCCAUGUUGAGUGGGCAACACCUAGGCCCAGUAACUAGUUGCUGCCUUCGUUUCUCAAAUCAAAACAUAAAGAAGUGCAUGCAGAUUUACUGCUGCAUGUCUUGUUGGUAUGGUCUUUGAAAUAGUACUUUUGUAUCUGUGUGAAUGACAUUGCUAAUCGUACACGUAUGGAUUUUGUAAGGAUGGGGUGGGUGGUUAGCAGCAAAAUUUGUGCCACCAUGCACCCUGCUGGUUGACCUGGGCACUCAAGAUCUGUCAAAAAAAUUACCGAUUUAGAGAGGCCGUCGUGGCGAUUUUCUCCUGCACAGGAGACUUCCCAUUGUGUCCUCGGGUUUCGUGUUGCUUAGAACUAUCUAUAUAUGAUGGGUUUCAAGUUA